Molecule: messenger RNA, 966 nt
Organism: Torulaspora globosa
Lineage: Eukaryota; Fungi; Ascomycota; Saccharomycetes; Saccharomycetales; Saccharomycetaceae
Gene: CDA2
Product: chitin deacetylase CDA2
Exons: 1
Coding region: 1-966 (321 amino acids)
Biological process (GO): ascospore wall assembly; carbohydrate metabolic process
Cellular component (GO): prospore membrane
Molecular function (GO): chitin deacetylase activity
Source: RefSeq, a predicted model, not a curated record
AUGCGCCUGGGAUUUUUACUUUUAGUUGCCGUCCAGGCUUUGGGGUCGCUGGGGCUACCGCUUGUGUACAGCAACGCCAGCAACAUCAGUAACGUCAGCAGCGCCAGUAACGUAUCUCGAGUGGAGCAAUCAGUUAUUGUUGGGACGAGCAACGGAUUUUUCUGGCCGCAGCCGGAGACGCCGUUUCCUUCGUGGUUGACGGACUUUACAGGACUUACUGAGUGGCCAGGCAUUGAUCCACCGUAUAUUGCGCUGGAUUUUAUUGACGUGGACAGGCUGCCAAAGUAUGAACCUUAUUCGCUUGAUCAAUGCGAACGCGUGCCGCGCGAUGCCUGCUCGUUUGACUGCCACAGCUGUUUGGAGCCGGACGACAUCUACACAUGUCCUAAGCUGUCGCAAACGUUCGACGACGGCCCAUCUGGGGAAACCGAGGCAUUAUUGGGAAAACUGACCCAUAAGACCACAUUCUUCACAGUCGGGGUUAAUGUGGUCAGGCAUCCAAACGUGUACCGUAGAAUGGUCGAAGAGGGCCAUCUAAUUGGGACUCAUACCUGGUCUCAUCCGUAUUUGCCCACAUUAUCAAAUGAGCAGAUUAUUGCUCAGUUGGAAUGGUCGAUCUGGGCGAUGAAUGCUACGGGGCAUCAUUAUCCAAAAUACUUCAGGCCGCCUUACGGCGCUAUUGAUAACCGUGUGAGAGCGAUUGCAAGAUUAUUCGGUCUUCAGGCAGUUCUUUGGGACCGCGACACCUUCGAUUGGCAAUUAAGUGUUCCGUCAUUGAGGACCACAGAAGAUAUCGUUCGCGAUGUACAGGAAUGGAAAACUCGCAACGGUGGUCUGAUCUUAGAACAUGACGCUUCUGCAAACACCGUCGAAGCUGCCACAAGAGUCAGUGAGCUUCUCGGAAACGAUCAACUGACCGUGGCAGAAUGUGUUGGCGGGAUCGAUUAUAUAAAAAAGUACUACUAG